Molecule: messenger RNA, 957 nt
Organism: Paramuricea clavata
Lineage: Eukaryota; Metazoa; Cnidaria; Anthozoa; Malacalcyonacea; Plexauridae
Source: the annotation of a GenBank genome assembly
AUGGCGUCGACGCAGGAAUUUCCAUCGCUAAAACAUGAACUACGUGUUAUCAAAGAGUCGCAAAACAACAAUAAAGACGAGACAAAUAAUCGUUUUGUCAAAGCCGAAACAGAAAUUAAACGACUCCAAGGUCGUAUUGGAUCGUUGGUCGAAGAAAAAUCUCAGUUACUGGAAAGAGUAGCUUUCUUAGAAAAUUCAAAUGCAAAGCUCCAUGAGGAAAUCACAUCCAACCACACCGAACCACAAGAUCAACAAGUUAACAACCAUAUCUCUCAGAGCGAAACCAAGCCACAAGAAGAAAAGGUUCCAGGUGCAAUAGAUUCUACCGCCGCGAAAGCCAGUAACAAAAAUAAUGAAAACCAAGAGCAAGUACAAGAUCAAUCACCAGAAUACGACUUUGUCAUCCUUUGUGAUUCGAACAGAAAGUAUAUCAACGCAGAUCAGCUUUAUCCAAAAGGAAAUAACAAAGUCAUUCCAUGCGGAAAUACAGCCAAAGCUAUUGACAUUUUAACCUCCCCAAGAUUUACGGUGAAGCAUGGCAUCAUUAUCAACACUGGCGUCAAUGAUUUGGAAAGUUUAUCACCCAAAGAUAUAAUCGAAAGCCAAACUUGUCUAGUGAACAUUGCUACAACCAAUUUUCCGGACAAAAAGAUCAUUAUGUCGAGUAUCACACCUAGACGGGACGACCUGGAUAAAUUCGUCUUCGAGGUCAACAAAGCAGUAGCCCAAAACAUUUGUAAAAUCCCUAAUGUCGUUUUGGUGGACAAUGGAAAUUUACGAAGUAAGGAUCAAUUCUACUUUGACACAAAACAUUUGAGUAGGAGACACGGUAUACCCCUAUUUGCAACCAAUUUAAAAAAUGGGAUUCGAAAAUCUUUGGGCAUCAAUAAUCGAAGAAUUUCUGGACAACAUCGAUUUCCAUACACCCAAAUCAAAUCAUGGAUCAAGUUGGAGUGA